Molecule: messenger RNA, 2478 nt
Organism: Baudoinia panamericana UAMH 10762
Lineage: Eukaryota; Fungi; Ascomycota; Dothideomycetes; Mycosphaerellales; Teratosphaeriaceae
Exons: 2
Coding region: 1-2478 (825 amino acids)
Biological process (GO): stabilization of membrane potential; potassium ion transmembrane transport
Cellular component (GO): membrane
Molecular function (GO): potassium ion leak channel activity
Source: RefSeq, a predicted model, not a curated record
AUGGCUUCCCUCGCUGUUAUGGCGGCCUCGGCUGCUCAGGUUGAGCGAACGGACGAUCAAGACGGCCCGCUUCCAUCGGAUGCAAACCGAGAGGGAAGGCGAAGCUACGAUAUCUUUGAGAAAAGGCCAUCGAUCUUCGGCAGACGCAGCUCCUCACAUCGGCGGCCGUCUCAACCACGACGCGGGUCAAUCAUACUGGAGCGAACGCCAUCGGGACGAAAGAGGUUCUGGAAAUUCCGUCUUCGCGAGUGGGACGAGAACGACGAGGAGAACUGGUGGUUCGCCUCUACUGCUAUCCCGUUACUGGCGGCCACGCUCGGCCCCCUGGCGAACGUCUUGAGCAUUGCUGCUCUUGUCACUUACUGGCGGAUGUGUUUGUCACCGGAUGCCGAUAGCACCAAUGCAAGCCAAUGCCCGUAUAAUGGCGACCCCAGCUCAUUAGUCACCCAGCUCGCGGGUCAGACGUACCGCGAUCCGCGAUGGUGCUUCAACUUGAAUGUUGUAAGCCUUGUGGCAGGCUUUGUUGGCAACAUAUUCCUCCUCUUCAACUUCACCAACCGUAUUCGAUACAUCAUCGCGCUUCCGGUGACCAUCAUAAUGUGGUAUAUCGCAACCGGCAUCCUCAUUGCUCUCACUGUAAGCAUGGAAGUUUAUGUACCGCCUGUCCGACCGCAACAAACAUACACCCAGGGCUUCUGGUAUGCUGUCCUUGCCGCUUGUGUAUACAUGAUCUGCUCCAUGCUGCUCAUGAUCAACAUGUUAGGCUACUUUCUCGGCCACUACCCACAACGUUUCGCUCUUACGGAGUCGCAACGAACGCUUAUUUUGCAGACGAUGCUGUUCUUUGUCUGGCUAGCUGGGGGCGGUGCAGUGUUCUCUCGGGUGGAGAGUCUGUACGGCACUGGAGGUCAGGACUGGAGCUAUGUGAAUGCACUGUACUUUGCGGAUGUGUCUAUUUUGACUGUUGGCUUUGGCGACUUAUAUCCUACAUCAAAUGCCGGGAGAGGAUUAGUCUUUCCGUACAUCGUCGGUGGUAUCAUUAUGCUGGGUCUCAUGGUAUCUAGCAUCACCAAAUUUGCAUCCGAGCUCGGCUCAGAGAAGAUCAUUCGCCGUCACGCCGAACGCAAUAGGAUGCGAACGGUGUCGAGAACGGUAACCUCCUCGCUCGAGCUUUCAGAGCACCAACGACCAGUGCUUUCGGAUGGGAACAGACCAGUCAUAUCCGCUCCUAUUCCCGUACCGCUAGAGCCACGCCAGAAGACUAUACAAAUUGUGGAUGAUGCCGACGAUGCGAAACCGCCACGGCGCACGACCACUGGCUUCCAGAGCCUUCGUCGCGUGAUGUCGUUUAAUGCCCAGCCAGCUAGGACACGGCAGCCUCGUUUGAUCGUGCUGCGCAAGGAGAAAGACCGGUUCGAGGUCAUGAGGCAUAUACAGGAAGAAACCAACAAGUUCAAGCGCUGGUACGGGCUGGCGAUGUCCAUACUUGCUUUUGGCUUGCUGUGGUGCUGUGGAGCUGCCAUCUUUUGGGUGUGUGAGCGCUAUGUCCAGGGGAUGACAUACUUCGAAGCUUUGUACUUCUGCUACGUCAGUUUGCUGACCAUCGGUUACGGCGACCUCGCACCGAAGAGCAAUCCUGGAAGGCCUUUCUUCGUGUUCUGGUCGCUUAUUGCCGUACCAACUAUGACGAUUCUGGUGUCUGAUUUAGGGGAGACGGUCAUCGAGCGUUUCAAGCGCGGCACUUUCCAAAUUGCGGACUUGACGGUUCUUCCGAAACAGGGCGCAUGGCGUGAGAUUGUCGAGCGGUAUCCUUGGCUUCUUCGCUGGCUUCAGCAGCGGAAAGAGAGGAAGGAGAGAGAGCGACGGCUCAAGGAAGGCUUCCAGCUUGGACCAGACCCGGAAGAGGAGCCGCCUCCACCGACUCUGGACGAGCUGGCAAAGGAGGAGCCUUCCAACGACGAGCUCGCUCGAAAGUUGCCCGGUAUGAUCAGGAAGGUAGCGGACGAUAUGAAGGAUACACCGGGCAAAAGGUAUACUUACGAAGAGUGGGUAGAAUUCACUCAACUGAUCCGAUUCUCGGCUCAAAAGGAGGAAGAUAGAAUCACAGAUGAUGAAGAAUAUGGCUUGAUUGAGUGGGACUGGAUCGGCGAAGACGGCCCUCUAAUGUCGAAAUCGAGCGAAGCAGAGUUCGUGCUGGACCGGCUGUGUGAGAGUAUGAAGCGGUACAUCAAGCAAACCACCGUGCUGCCGCCGCGGCAGGAUGAUGAGCGCAAACCUUUGCCGUCCCCUCCUUGGCGGGCUGGAAGUGAAGGUGGAAGUCCGCGAACACGUUCGCCACGCGGAAAAGUUCGUCUGGAUGAGAGCGAGUCUGGCAGCUCGCGCACGCAGGUUCCAACGCAAGAUGAGCGGCAAGUUGAAGUCAGUGAUGAUAAUCGGACACGACCAGGACGGCUGGAUAAGUCCAGUAGUGUUGCCUAG